Messenger RNA from Xiphias gladius (swordfish), 5766 nucleotides. RefSeq names its product vitellogenin-1-like. The coding region runs from base 1 to 5223 and encodes 1740 amino acids. Gene Ontology annotation, molecular function: lipid carrier activity. Lineage: Eukaryota; Metazoa; Chordata; Actinopteri; Istiophoriformes; Xiphiidae. The record is from RefSeq and is a predicted model, not a curated record. Gene Ontology annotation, biological process: lipid transport. The transcript is spliced from 34 exons.
AUGAGGGUGGUUGUACUUGCCCUGGCUGUGGCCCUUGUGGCGGGUCACACUCAUAACUUUGCUCCUGAUUUUGCUGCUGGUAAGACUUAUGUGUACAAAUAUGAGGCAUUGCUCCUGGGCGGUCUGCCAGAGGAAGGUUUGGCAAGAGCCGGACUUAAAGUCAGCAGCAAAGUUCUCAUCAGUGCUGCAGCGCAAAAUAUAUACAUGCUGAAGCUUGUGGAACCUGAGUUCUAUGAGUACAGUGGUGUCUGGCCUAAGGAUCCUUUAAUCCCAGCAACCAAGCUGACUUCAGCGCUGGCAGCUCAGCUCUUGACUCCCAUCAAGUUUGAGUAUGCCAAUGGUGUUAUCGGAAAAAUGUUUGCCCCUGAGGGAAUCUCCACACUGGUGCUGAAUGUCUACAGAGGUAUCCUGAAUGUCCUUCAGCUCAACAUCAAGAAGACACAUAAUGUCUACGAGUUGCAGGAGGCUGGAGCUCAGGGUGUGUGCAAGACUCUCUAUGCCAUCACUGAAGACGAAAAGGCUGAACGCAUCCUUUUGACAAAGACCAGGGACCUGAACCAUUGUCAGGAGAAGAUCAUGAAGGACAUGGGGUUGGCAUACACUGAGAAAUGUCUAAAGUGCCAGCAGGAUUCAAAGAACCUGAGAGGAGCUACAGCAUACAAUUACAUCUUGAAGCCAGUUGCUACUGGCGUCCUGAUCCUGGAGGCAGCUGUCAAUGAGCUGAUCCAGUUCUCACCUUUCACUGAGAUGAACGGAGCGGCUCAGAUGGAGACCAAGCAAUCCUUGGUUUUCCUUGAGAUUCAAAGGGCCCCUAUUGUACCCAUCGAGGCUCAAUAUCUUCACCGUGGAUCUCUCAAGUAUGAGUUCUCCACCGAGCUUCUUCAGACACCCAUUCAGCUCAUCAAGAUCAACAAUGCACAGGCCCAGAUUGUGGAGAUUCUGAAUCAUCUGGUCGCCCACAAUGUGGAGAGAGUCCAUGAAGAUGCCCCUCUUAAGUUUUUGGAGCUCAUUCAGGUCCUCCGUGCAGCCCACUUUGAAGACCUGGAAAUGCUCUGGAGCCAAUACAGAAACAAACCUGCCUACAGACAGUGGAUCUUGGAUGCCAUCCCUGUCAUCGGAACACCUGCUGCUCUGAGAUUCAUCAAGGAGAAAUUCCUGGCUGGUGAGCUGACUGUUGCUGAAACAGCUCAGGCUUUGAUUGCAUCCAUUCACAUGGUGACAGCAAGCACUGAGGCCAUCAAGCUGGUCAAGGCCCUCGGAGCCCUCAAUAAAAUACUGGAGAACCCAGUUCUGCGGGAGAUUGUCUUCCUUGGCUAUGGUACCAUGAUUUCCAAAUACUGUGCUGAGAAGGCUUUCUGCCCUGCUGAACUCAUAAAGCCCAUCCAGGAGCUCCUUGCAGAGGCUGUCGCUAAGGAUGAGACCCAGGACAUCAUCCUGUACCUGAAGGUUUUGGGUAACGCUGGCCAUCCUACUAGCCUUAAGCCGAUAACAAAGAUCCUGCCCAUACAUGGCACUGCAGCUGCAUCUCUGCCCAUGAGAGUCCAUGCUGAUGCCAUCAUGGCCUUGAGGAACAUUGCAAAGAAGGAGCCUAGAAUGAUCCAGGAAUUGGCUCUUCAGCUCUACAUGGACAAGGCUCUUCACCCAGAGCUUCGUAUGCUUGCAUGCAUUGUGCUGUUUGAGACAAAGCCUCAAAUGGGUUUGGUGACAACUCUUGCCAACAUUGUGAAGUCAGAGGAGAACCUGCAAGUAGCAAGCUUCACUUACUCUCAUAUGAAGUCCCUGACCAGGAGUACUGCCGCUAUCCAUGCCUCAGUUGCCGCAGCUUGCAACGUCGCUGUCAAAAUCCUGAGCCCAAGGCUGGACAGACUGAGCCUACGAUUCAGCAAAGCCAUCUACAUGGACAUCUAUAACAGUCCGUUGAUGCUCGGUGCUGCAGCCAGUGCUUUCUACAUCAAUGAUGCUACUACCAUUCUGCCUAGAUCUAUUGUGGCUAAGACCAGUGCCUACUUUACUGGAGCUGCUGCUGAUAUUCUGGAGGUUGGAGUGAGAACUGAGGGAGUCCAGGAGGCUUUUCUGAAAAACCCUGCAGUUAUUGACAGUGUUGACAGGAUCACCAAGAUGAAGCGUGUCAUUAAGGCUCUCUCUCAGUGGAGGUCUCUGCCCAACAGCAAGCCUCUGGCCUCCAUCUAUGUCAAGUUCUUCGGACAAGAAAUUGCCUUUGCCAACAUUGACAAAGCCUUGAUUGAUCAGGCCAUUGCGCUCGCCACUGCACCCUCUGUUCAGGCAUUUGGUAGGAACACUUUCAAGGCUCUGCUGUCUGGUGCUUCCUUCCACUUUACUAAGCCUCUGCUGGUUACUGAGGUGCGACGCAUCCUGCCUACUGCUGCUGGUCUUCCAAUGGAGCUCAGUCUGUACACUUCUGCUGUGGCUGCUGCAGCUGUUCAAAUCAAGGCGACCACAACACCACCUCUGCCUGAAAACUUCCAUUUCGCUCACCUUCUGAAGACAGACAUGCAGCUUGAGACUGAGAUUAAACCGAGUGUUGCUGUGAGCACAUUUGCUGUGAUGGGGAUAAACACCGCUAUACUCCAGGCUGCCCUGAUAUCAAGAGCCAAGCUCAACUCCAUUUUACCCGCCAAAAUCGCCGCAAGACUUGACAUCAAUGAGGGCAACUUUAGGAUUGAAGCUCUGCCUGUUGCUGUGCCUGAACACAUUGCAGCUGUGAAUGUUGAGACUUUUGCUGUGGCAAGAAAUGUUGAGGACCUUCCUGCUGCAAGAAUCACUCCUAUUAUCCCUGCCAAGGUCUUGUGGCCCAUCUCAAGGGAGAUUCUCAGAUCUAAGAUUAUUUCUUCUGCUGCAGCUAGUUUGUCAGGAUCAUCAGAGAUGAUUUCCCAGGAUGUGGCAGUUGCCAAGCCAACAAUAAAACGCAAAGCAGCUCAAUUUGAGAAGAAGUACUGUGCUAAGACUGUUGCCAUUGGACUGAAAGGCUGUAUCAAGAUUGCCACUGAAAACGCUGCUUACCUCAGAGACGUUGCUCUGUAUAAGCUGGCUGGAAGGCACUCUGUUACUCUUUCUUUCAAACCGAUUGAAGGUGAAGUCAUUGAGAGAUUGGAGAUGGAGAUUCAAGUUGGGCCAAAGGCUGCAGAGAAGCUCAUUAAGCAGAUCAACCUGAGUGAAGAGGAAAUCGUUGAGGGAAGACCAGUCUUGAUGAAGCUCAAGAGAAUCCUGGCUCCUAGUCUGAAGAACGGCACCCUGUCCUCCUCCUCCAGCUCCAGCAGUUCUCAUUCAAGUCUUCGUUCCAAGUCUUCCUCUUCCUCUUCCAGCUCCUCAUCUCGUGCCAGCAGCAAGGUCACUGAUGCAGCUCCUCCAGCCAGUAGACUUCAACGCAGCAGCAGCAGCAGCAGAAGCAUUAGCAGCAGCAGAAGCAGCAGCAGCAGCAGCAGCAGCAGCAGCAGCAGCAGCAGCAGUAGCAGCAGCAGCAGCAGCAGUAGCAGUAGCAGCAGAAAAAGCCGCAGCAGCAGAAGCAGCAGAAGCAGCAGCAGAAGCAGCAGCAGCUCCUCUAGAUCUCUGAGCAGUUCCUCCAGGUCCAGCUCUGCAUCAAGCUUUGCAUCUCUCUUCAGUGCUAGCUCAAGUUCCUCUCACUCUAGUGCUCGUCUCUCAAAGCGAGUGAUUUAUCACCACAAGUUCCAGAAGAACCACAAGAUACAGCCUCUUACCUCUCAAGCCACCUCAGCAGCAGUUUCCAGGAGCCGAAGCAGUGCCUCAAGCUUUGAGGCCAUCUACAGAAAGAACAAAUUCCUUGGCAAUGAAGCUGCUCCUACCUUUGCGAUCAUGUUCCGUGUUGUCAGAGCUGACAACAAGACGCAGGGAUACCAACUGGCUGCCUACCUCGACAGACCUACCGCCAGACUUCAGAUCAUUCUGACUGCCUUGGCUGCUGAUAACAACUGGAAGUUCUGUGCUGAUGGAGUUCUUCUAACCAAGCACAAAGUCACAGCCAGAUUAGCUUGGGGAGCAGACUGCAAGCAGUAUGACACCAUGAUCACAGCCGAGACUGGUCUUGUUGGUCGCAGCCCUGCAGCUCGUGUCAGAGUAGCCUGGAACGAACUACCUUCUGCCCUUAAACGCUACGCAAAGAUGGUGUAUGACUACAUUCCUGCCUCCAUGCUAGCUGGCAUGAUUCAAGGAAAGGAUAAAAACAGCGCCAAGCAGCUCUCAUUUACUGUGGUUGCAACAUCUGACAGGACACUUGACCUCAUUUGGAAAACACCAACACGUACUGUCUACGAGCUGGCUUUGCGUCUUCCUAUCGCUCUGCCACUUGAUGACAUCACAGGACUCACCCCCUUCGAUGACUUUGCUGAUAAAGUCCACUACUUUUUUACCAAGGCUGGCGCAGCUGAAUGUAGCUUCAACAGAGACACACUGACCACAUUCAACAACAGGAGAUACAAGAACGAGAUGCCUUUGUCUUGCUACCAAGUUCUGGCACAAGAUUGCACCGAUGAGCUGAAAUUUAUGGUUCUGCUUAAGAAGGAUCACAUUGAACAGAACCAUAUCAAUGUGAAGAUUGCUGACAUUGAUAUUGACCUGUACCCGAAGAACACAGACGUGAUUUUGAAGGUCAAUGGAAUGGAAAUACCCAUCAACAACCUGCCAUACCAGCAUCCCACAGCUAAAAUCCAGAUAAGGCCAAAGGGUGAAGGCAUCUCUGUGUACGCUCCAAGCCAUGGUCUUCAUGAAGUCUACUUUGACAAGAACACAUGGAAGGUUAAAGUUGUGGACUGGAUGAAGGGACAGACUUGUGGACUCUGUGGAAGGGCUGAUGGGGAAGUCAGACAGGAGUACCGCACACCCAAUGGACGCUUGACUAAGAACGCAACCAGCUAUGCUCAUUCCUGGGUCUUGCCAGCCAAGACCUGCAGAGACACCACUGAAGCACUUACAGAGUGCCGUAUGAAGCUUGAAUCUGUGCAGCUGGACAAGCAGGUAAACAUCCAUGGGCAGGAAUCCAGAUGCUUCUCUGUUGAGCCUGUGCUGCACUGCCUGCCCGGCUGCUUCCCUGUGAAGACCACAGCUGUUACAGUUGGCUUCCACUGCUUACCUGCUGAUUCUGCCAUGAAUCGCCCAGAGUCUCUUCACAGCAUCUAUGAUAACAGCGAGGACCUGAAGGAAACAGCAGAAGCCCACCUGGCCUGCAGCUGUACCGCUCAGUGUGCUUAACACUUUCUACUGUCAGUCACUUAUGUCAUGUAAAUGUUUUGAAUGUGAUUAUAAAUAAACUGCAUCUACAAUUAAGUUUUCUGUUACAUUACUACAAGUAUGGAGGAUUUGUAAAAGUGCAAAAUUGCAUGUGUUUAAAAAGAAACUAUACAGUUCAUCUCCAUGUCCCUCCACCAUGUGAAGCUGAACACAGCUGUAUACAUUAUCAUUUAUGAUGCUUGUAUGCAAUAUUAAACAUAAUUAUGUGCAACAGGAUCUAAAUGGGGUCACAUUUCAUUUAAAGCUUUCCAAAUACUUGAUAAAUCAUUAACACUUAAAUCAACUGUCUGGCAAAUGGAUUGACUUCAGUUCCUUAAUAAUGUACUUCAAAUGUUAGACUUUUAUAGCCCUAUACCUUUGCACAGCAUUACCAGUAUAACAUCUUUGCAUUAUAGUGGUAAAGAUAUUGAUCAGUGUUAGCCAAUACUGCUAGACAGUUCAGCUCCAAAAGAAACCUACAAGAGCAAAUCUAGACAGUGAUAAAGUUGUUUAUUACAGUACGUA